Messenger RNA from Effrenium voratum, 624 nucleotides. NCBI's taxonomy places the organism in Eukaryota, Dinophyceae, Suessiales, Symbiodiniaceae. The record is from the annotation of a GenBank genome assembly.
AUGGAUGAUGACCUGCCGUAUGACGAGCUGUUGGCCUUGUCGCUGCUCGGGGUCUCCGCCACACUGCGGCGCUUGGAGAUCCAGGAGCGCGUGCUGGAAAGCUUUGGCAUCCACGUGCCCUUUGAGAUAGACUCCGCUUGUCUGGAGGAGGUUGAGCUCAGCUUGGUGGGUCUACAGCUUCAGAUCGUCGCCCAGCGCUUGAUCUUGCAUCUCCGUCUCCGGGACUUUGACCAGGCAGCGCAGACCAUGGGCGCGCACGCCGCGACGGCACAGCUGCCGCAGACGGCCCAGCCCCUGCUGCUGAAGUGCCUGCGUAGCAUCCACGUGGACGUGAAGAGCCUCCAGCUCUCCGUAGCUCUGCCGGACGCCGCUGAGCGGCCCUGGCAGCUGCAGGCAGUGCUGGGCGCAGAGGCGAGCGACUCUUCAGCCGAGUCGGGGUCGGAGCGCUUUGCGCCAUUCGCAUCUGCGGGCGCAUCCCUCGGCCAGGUGGAUUUGCCACUGCAGCUGCUGGAUCCCAAGGCGAAUUUUUGGCACCUGGGCCUUCGCCUGAAGGACCGGGGCGAGCUGGCCUGGCGCGACUCGCUACCAUGUUUGUUCUGUAUUUGGACUGCUUGUUUGACCUGA